This is a messenger RNA of Scomber scombrus (Atlantic mackerel), 2315 nucleotides long. RefSeq names its product glucocorticoid modulatory element binding protein 1 (gene gmeb1). The record is from RefSeq and is a predicted model, not a curated record. Gene Ontology annotation, biological process: positive regulation of transcription by RNA polymerase II. Bases 128 to 1924 code for a protein of 598 amino acids. Gene Ontology annotation, cellular component: nucleus. Gene Ontology annotation, molecular function: RNA polymerase II cis-regulatory region sequence-specific DNA binding; DNA-binding transcription activator activity, RNA polymerase II-specific. The transcript has 10 exons. NCBI's taxonomy places the organism in Eukaryota, Metazoa, Chordata, Actinopteri, Scombriformes, Scombridae.
GUUAAAAUGCAGAGUUACGAAGGGACGUACGGUUCAUAGACAAGCGGCACGUAAUCGUCACACUAUGAACAAACUCCUGGACAGCUAUAUAAAAGUGCCCCCCCCAUUCUAGCAUACUGUGAGUGUGAUGGCGACCACUGAGGAGGUCACGGUGUCCAUGGGGGAGGUGGUGAUGGUGAAGGCUGAUGGCGAUGGUGACUCUGAUGACCCCAAUAAGACCCAGGUCAUCCUCCAGCUCCAGCCCAUCACAACCGGAGAUGAAUCCGCUGAAACAGAUGCAGCUGUCAUGGCUGUCGAAGCACAUCCAGAAGAAUGUGAGGGAGAUGACGUUGAACUCGGCUGUCCCAUAACAUGCGGCGACUGUAAAGCUAUGUUGCUAGUGAAGAAAUUUGUGUGCCCGGGAAUCAAUGUUAAAUGUGUGAAGUUUGAAGACCAGCUGAUCAGUCCAAAGCAGUUUGUGCACCUUUCUGGAAAAGCCACUCUGAAAGACUGGAAGAGAGCCAUCAGGAUGGGUGGAGUCAUGCUAAGGAAAAUGAUGGAUUCAGGCCAGCUCGACUUCUAUCAGCACAGCACUCUGUGUACAAACACAUGUCGCAGCACCAAGUUUGACCUCUUAAUCAACAACACACGCUUCCCUCCGGACGGCAGCGGACUCACCACGCCCACAUCCUCUAAUGCUCAGGUGGUUCUGGGUAACGGCGGGACAGUGGGAGAGGACAGAGGAGACGUUCUGAGCGGGAAGUUGGACUGGAGCUCGACCUCGCUGGAGUCUGCAGACAAAAGGGAAUGUAACGAGAUCUCAGAGGAUACGCUCAAUUUCUGGAAGGGAAUCGCUGACGUGGGUUUGCUGGGUGAAGUGGUGACCAACAUCAGCACGGAGCUGCUGGAGCUGCUGAGAGGCGUGCAGCAGCGCAGGGACAACUUACAGGACACAGAUUCCUGUCUGGUAGAGGUGGCGGUGCUCAGUAACCUCGCCCAAGUGUUCGGCCUACUCGACUCGGUCAAGAAGACCCUGGAGACGAGGAGGCAGCAGACUGACCCCAGCCAGGAGCACAUCCUCAGCACCCUCAACAACCUGGAGGUGCAGUUGGAAGAUCAGAGGAAGCAGCAGCAGGUGCGAGCUCUUCUGUCCUGUCCGCAGCCUGCCAAAACCAAGACGCCCACCAAGCGCCAGACCAAGCGGCCUCGUCUCCAGAGGCCCGCCUCCACCACCACCCUCCUGAGCACCUCCGUCAACCAGCAGGCCACCCUGCAGCCUCAGCAGUUCACUGUUCUGUCCCCCAUCUCGCUGUCCUCCAUGGGUCAACCGUUCACUAUGGCGGGUCUGCCCAUUGCCUCCCUGGGCCAGUCGUCCAACACCGUCACCCUGCUCCCGACCGGCUCGCAGCUCUUCACCCGCUACAUGUUGACCGGAGACGGGAAAACCGACACCAUCACCCUGCACCCGUCCUCGGGCCUGACGCUACUGGGCACCGCCAUGCAGGACUCCGGCCAGCUGGGCACGAUGAUGAGCCCUGUAGAGCUGGUGCAUCUGAGCCAGCAGGCCGGCGGUACAGAGAUGGUGCCCAUAGAAGGCCAGGUGGUGGACGGCACCAUGCUGGUGCAACAGGAGGUGAUGCAGGGCGAGGUGGAGGCCAGCCAGGAGCACACGGUCAUCGAGAUAAACCCGGCGCCGGUGGAGCAGCCAGUGGGAGUGAUGGAGCUGCAGCUGUCCGGGGAGUCGGUCAGAGACGGGGCCACCAUGGUGGUACAGAGCGGCAUGGAGGUGACCAUGUCCACAGAGGGGGAGGAGACACAGUGCCAAAUGCAGGAAGUGCAGACUGAGGGGGUUCAGGGGCUGCAGCUGGACGCCAACGGACAGUUGUCAGGCGUACAGAUAGUGGUGAUAGAAGACAAUACUCAGGAAGAAAACAAGGUGAAAUGAGACACAUCCUCCUAUUCUACCCGCCAGAACAGACAUGGACUGAGAUAUCACAGACUUGUGAAAUUGUAAAUACACAGAAUUUCCAAAUCGACAAAUUGCCUUGGCUUAAGACCAAGCGCUAGGGUAGACGUUUUUCCUUUUUCUGGUGUGUCUGUACAUGCUCCCCUCUCAACCUCUCAUUGGUUUUUAUUGAAACAAAGACGCAGCACAACAAAUAGUAGACUAUGCUUCUGUUUGUUUUGUAAUUAAAGGAUCUUACAGGUAUUUCACAACUUAACUCUUCUUUUCGUAGAUUCGGCUGUCAUUUCUAUUGUUAAUGUUGACACUGUACUCGCCAGGUAAACCGCUGAGAUCUGGGAAGAUGGAGACGUCACUAAGAAGAAGUCAGAUG